Chionomys nivalis (European snow vole) is the source of this 7332-nucleotide messenger RNA. RefSeq names its product mitogen-activated protein kinase kinase kinase 1 (gene Map3k1). Bases 1 to 4977 code for a protein of 1658 amino acids. The transcript has 21 exons. Gene Ontology annotation, molecular function: ATP binding; zinc ion binding; protein serine/threonine kinase activity. Gene Ontology annotation, biological process: protein phosphorylation. Lineage: Eukaryota; Metazoa; Chordata; Mammalia; Rodentia; Cricetidae. Gene Ontology annotation, cellular component: cytoplasm. The record is from RefSeq and is a predicted model, not a curated record.
AUGAGGAAAUGCCCCGUGCUUAUCCUCCAGAUGAACUUGGUGCGGCAGCUCGAGAGUGACUUGGGUCAUUCCCGGCAGCACUCUGUGGGAGCGGAGACAGUCCCGGGCGCCACCUGCGCGUCGGGCGCGGGCCGGUGCGAGCGGGCAGGACCACCCGCUCGCUACGAAGCGCGUGCAGUGACCGACUGUGAGUCCUCCCGCUCGCGUCCCCGGCCAGCGCCACCGACUCGAUCCCCAGUGGCCGCCUGCACAAGGGUGGGCAAGCUCCCGCCGAGCCGCGACCCCGCCCCGCACUACCUGGCCGCCGCGCGCUCGCGGCACACAGCGCCCCGCGCGGCCUCCGUGCAGCCCCACCGCCCUCCCACCUGCGCCGCGCGCCCGCCCGCUCCGCGCUCCCGGGCCAGUCGGCGCGGCCUCGCUCGCGCCCGCGCGUUCGGCCCCAGCGCGCGCCCGCCCGCCCGCCGGCCGUUCCGCCCGCCCCCCGCGCUCUCCCCGCCCCCUCCCUCCCCCGCAGGCACGAGCGAAUGUAGCCCGCGAGAGAAAAUGGCGGCGGCGGGCCAUCGCGCCUCGUCGUCGGGAUUCCCGGGCGCCGCGGCGGCGAGCCCCGAGGCGGGCGGCAGCGGCGGAGCUCUCCAGGGAAGCGGCGCGUCCACGGCGGGCGCGGGGCUGCCGCGGGAGACGGGCAGCGUGGGCCGCGAGCGCGCGGACUGGCGGCGGCGGCAGCUGCGCAAAGUGCGGAGUGUGGAGCUGGACCAGCUGCCCGAGCCGCCGCUCUUCCUCACCGCCUCGCCGCCCUGCCCAUCCACUUCCCCGUCGCCGGAGCCCGCGGACGCAGCGGCGGUGGCGGCGGCCGGAGCGAGCGCCUUCCAGCCCGCGGCGGGACCGCCGCCCCCAGGAGCGGCGAGUCGCUGCGGCGGCGCCCACCCUGCCGAGCUGGCGGCCGCGCGGGACAGCGGCGCCCGGAGCCCCGCGGGGACCGAGCCUCCCGCUGCAGCGGCCCCCUCCGGCCGAGAGAUGGAGAAUAAAGAAACCCUCAAAGGAUUGCACAAGAUGGACGAUCGCCCAGAGGAGCGAAUGAUCAGGGAGAAACUGAAGGCCACCUGUAUGCCUGCCUGGAAGCACGAGUGGUUGGAAAGGAGAAGCAGGAGAGGCCCUGUGGUGGUAAAACCAAUCCCUAUUAAAGGAGAUGGAUCUGAAAUGAGUAACCUGGCAGCUGAACCUCAAGGAGAGGGCCAAGCGAGCUCUGCUUCAGCAGCCCCCAAAGGCCGACGCAGCCCAUCUCCUGGCAGCUCCCCAUCAGGGCGCUCAGUAAAACCAGAAUCCCCAGGAGUGAGACGGAAGCGAGUCUCCCCUGUGCCUUUUCAGAGUGGCAGAAUCACACCGCCCCGAAGAGCCCCAUCACCAGAUGGCUUCUCACCGUACAGCCCGGAAGAGACAAACCGCCGUGUGAACAAAGUGAUGAGGGCCAGGCUGUACCUCCUGCAGCAGAUAGGACCCAACUCUUUCCUGAUUGGAGGAGACAGUCCGGACAAUAAGUACCGGGUGUUCAUUGGGCCACAGAACUGCAGCUGUGGGCGUGGAACGUUUUGUAUUCACCUGUUAUUUGUUAUGCUCCGUGUGUUUCAACUGGAAUCCUCUGACCCAAUGUUAUGGAGAAAAACUUUAAAAAAUUUUGAGGUUGAGAGUUUGUUCCAGAAAUAUCACAGUAGGCGUAGCUCAAGAAUCAAAGCUCCAUCUCGUAACACUAUCCAGAAGUUUGUUUCACGCAUGUCCAAUUCUCAUACAUUGUCAUCAUCUAGCACGUCUACAUCUAGUUCAGAAAACAGCAUAAAGGACGAAGAGGAACAAAUGUGUCCCAUCUGCUUGUUGGGCAUGCUGGAUGAGGAAAGCCUGACGGUGUGUGAAGAUGGCUGCCGGAACAAACUGCACCACCACUGCAUGUCAAUCUGGGCAGAAGAAUGUAGAAGAAAUAGAGAACCUUUAAUAUGUCCCCUUUGUAGAUCUAAGUGGAGAUCCCAUGACUUCUACAGCCACGAGCUGUCGAGUCCAGUGGAUUCGCCUGCCUCCCUGCGAACUGUACCGCAGCCCGUCUCCCCACAGCAGCCUGUGGCUGGGUCACAAAGAAGGAACCAAGAAAGCAACUUUAACCUUACUCAUUAUGGAACCCAGCAGAUCCCUCCUGCUUACAAAGAGCUGGCUGAGCCGUGGAUCCAGGUGUUUGGAAUGGAACUCGUUGGCUGCUUAUUUUCUAGAAACUGGAAUGUAAGAGAGAUGGCCCUCCGGCGUCUUUCUCAUGACGUUAGUGGGGCCCUGUUGUUGGCAAACGGGGAGAGCACUGGAAAUUCUGGAGGAGCCGCCAGCGGGUCUUCCCAGACCAGCAUCUCAGGGGAUGUGGUGGAGGCGUGCUGCAGCAUCCUGUCCAUAGUCUGUGCCGACCCUGUCUACAAAGUGUACGUUGCUGCUUUAAAAACAUUGAGAGCCAUGCUGGUAUAUACACCUUGCCACAGUCUGGCAGAAAGAAUCAAACUUCAGAGACUUCUCCGGCCAGUUGUAGACACCAUCCUGGUCAAGUGUGCAGAUGCCAAUAGCCGCACGAGUCAGCUGUCCAUAUCAACACUGCUGGAGCUGUGCAAGGGCCAAGCAGGAGAGUUGGCAGUUGGGAGAGAAAUACUGAAAGCUGGAUCCAUUGGUGUUGGUGGUGUUGAUUAUGUCUUAAGUUGUAUUCUUGGAAACCAAGCUGAAUCAAACAGCUGGCAAGAACUCCUAGGCCGCCUGUGUCUUAUAGACAGAUUGCUGUUGGAAUUUCCUGCUGAAUUUUAUCCUCAUAUCUUCAGUACUGACGUCUCUCAAGCUGAGCCUGUUGAAAUCAGGUAUAAGAAGCUGCUGUCCCUCUUGACCUUCACUUUGCAGUCCAUUGAUAAUUCCCACUCAAUGGUUGGCAAACUGUCUCGAAGGAUAUAUUUGAGCUCUGCAAGAAUGGUGACUUCAGUGCCCGCUGUGUUUUCCAAGCUGGUAAUGAUGCUGACUGCUUCUGGUUCCACUCACUUCACCAGAAUGCGCCGGCGUUUGCUGGCGAUUGCAGAUGAGGUAGAGAUUGCUGAGGUCAUCCAGAUGGGUGUGGAAGACACUUUGGAUGAUCAACAGGACAGCUUCUUGCAGGCCGUGGGCCCUACCAACUAUCCAGAAAACAGUUCCCUUCAGCACACAGUCCAUUUAGAGAAAACUGGAAAAGGAUUAUGUGCUACGAGACUGAGUGUCAGUUCAGAGGACAUUUCUGACAGACUGGCUGGCAUUUCCCUAGGACUUCCUAGUUCAACUACAACGGAGCAACCAAAGCCAAUGGUUCAAACAAAAGGCAGACCCCACAGUCAGUGUUUGAACUCCUCUCCUUUGUCUCAUUCCCAGAUGUUUCCAGCAGUAUCAACCCCUUGUUCAUCUGCCCCAUCUGUUCCAGCUGGCUCUGUAACAGAUGUUUCUAAGCAUAGACCUCAGGCAUUUGUUCCCUGCAAAAUACCUUCCGCGUCUCCUCAAACACAGCGCAAGUUUUCUCUACAAUUCCAGAGGAACUGCUCUGAAAACAGAGACUCAGAUAAACUCUCUCCAGUCUUUACCCAAUCAAGACCCCCACCCUCCAGUAACAUACACAGGCCAAAGCCAUCUCGACCCGUCCCAGGUAGCACAAGCAAACUGGGGGAUGCCUCAGAAAACAGCAUGACACUUGACCUGAGCAGUGCUUCCAGAGGCGACGCCGCUGUCCCCAGCGACAAGACAGUGUUCACCCCAGUGGAGGACAAGUGCAGAUUAGAUGUCAACACCGAGCUCAACUCCAGUAUCGAGGACCUUCUUGAAGCAUCCAUGCCUUCAAGUGACACAACAGUCACUUUUAAGUCUGAAGUUGCUGUCCUCUCUCCUGAAAAGGCUGAAAAUGAUGAUACGUACAAAGAUGACGUCAAUCAUAAUCAAAAGUGCAAAGAAAAGAUGGAAGCUGAAGAAGAAGAAGCUUUAGCAAUUGCCAUGGCAAUGUCAGCAUCCCAAGAUGCCCUCCCCAUAGUUCCUCAGCUACAGGUGGAAAAUGGAGAAGAUAUCAUCAUCAUCCAGCAGGAUACCCCAGAGACUCUGCCAGGACAUACCAAAGCAAAGCAGCCUUAUAGAGAAGACACCGAAUGGCUGAAAGGGCAGCAAAUAGGCCUUGGAGCAUUUUCUUCUUGUUACCAAGCACAAGAUGUAGGGACUGGAACGUUAAUGGCUGUUAAACAGGUGACUUACGUCAGAAACACGUCUUCUGAGCAGGAAGAAGUGGUGGAAGCAUUAAGGGAAGAGAUCAGAAUGAUGAGCCACCUGAACCAUCCGAACAUCAUCAGGAUGCUGGGUGCCACAUGUGAAAAGAGCAACUACAACCUCUUCAUCGAAUGGAUGGCGGGAGGGUCUGUGGCUCAUCUCUUGAGUAAAUAUGGAGCUUUCAAGGAGUCAGUAGUCAUUAACUAUACUGAACAGUUACUCCGUGGCCUUUCGUAUCUCCACGAGAACCAGAUCAUUCACAGAGAUGUCAAAGGUGCCAAUCUGCUCAUUGACAGCACAGGGCAGAGGCUGAGAAUUGCAGAUUUUGGAGCUGCUGCCAGGUUGGCAUCAAAAGGAACCGGUGCAGGGGAGUUUCAGGGACAGUUACUGGGGACAAUUGCAUUCAUGGCACCUGAGGUACUAAGAGGUCAGCAGUAUGGUAGGAGCUGUGAUGUAUGGAGUGUUGGCUGCGCUAUUAUAGAAAUGGCUUGUGCAAAACCACCUUGGAAUGCAGAAAAACACUCCAAUCAUCUUGCUUUGAUAUUUAAGAUUGCCAGUGCGACUACUGCGCCAUCCAUCCCAUCACAUCUGUCCCCAGGUCUGCGUGAUGUGGCUCUGCGUUGUUUAGAACUUCAACCUCAGGACAGACCUCCAUCAAGAGAGCUACUGAAGCAUCCUGUCUUCCGUACGACUUGGUAGUUAAUUGUUAACUAUAGUGGAGACAGAAUGUGCAACAAGGAAAGAAUAAAAAGAACUUGUGGGCAACCACAUUGAUAAUCUACUGGCCAUCAUGCCACUGAACAGCUAGAGAUGAGGCCAGUAGCGAACCCUUACCUAAGUAUGUGAUUGACAAAUCAUGAUCUGUACCUAAGCUCAAUAUGCAAAAGUCCACAACUUGUGCAGAAACUGUAAACCGUGCCUUUCAAAGGACUGGCUCUAGGUGAACAGGAAAGCGAUGGAGUUUGCAUGACUAAAUAACAGAAGCAUAAAUUUAUUUUUGGAGCACUUUUUCAGCAAUAUUAGCAGCUGAGGGCUCAGGGUCUGUUUUCAUGUGUCACUUCUUCCAUUUCGUCAGGUGAGCACAGCAGGAGGUUCUGCAGUUCCGUUUGGGUUUUUUGUCACUGGCUAUAAAAAAAAAUCAGUGUCUGCCUCUUUUAGGUCAGAGUAUGCUAUGAGUAGCAGUAAAUACAUGUGUUUUUAAAAGUUAUUAACUUCUUUAUCACCCACAGUUGGCUUUUUUUUUUACUUGUGGUUGAUUGUGGUUCAUUGUGCAUUUUACUGUUGGCCCGUUCAUUUCGUUUUUGGAAAAUAUGGUUCUGUAUUUUCAUUUCACCUUCAUUUGUGUUUAAUAUUCAGGGAAGGGUGAUCUCUUCAAACCAGAAAAAAAAAAAAGAUAUAAGUAGGUGUGAACUAGUUUUUUAAAUCUGUGCCUAUUGCAAGAGUUGUGUUUUCUUCUCAUAGGCGAAUAAUGAAAUACUGGCUUCAUGAGUCAGCCUGCCCUCACCAGGCGGGUUAAGUAAUCCUCACUUCAGAGUCAGCACAAGGCAGGGCGAGAUUACCUGAAAGUUAGCUGAACUAUUUCAUAUUAUUUUGCUAGCCUAUAGGAAAUUCACACCAUUUAAAUCUUCCUCUUUGUAACAAUCCAUCAUUCAUGCCCACUGAUUAUAACAUAACUGCUAUUUUCCUUCUGCCAUGCAUGAUGUUUUAUACUAGACCUGGCUGAUACACUCAUUUACUUACCUAUCAAUCAGUAACAUUUUUAAACAAACAAUAAAUUUACUUUGCAUUUAGAAAAUGUUCAGAAAGAAAAAUUGAAUUUCAUUUACACACUAAUUCCUGAAAUUUGCACAACUAUUUAAUUGUCUUAACUUCGAGUUAAUUCAGAUGCAUGGAAUCUUGAAGCAAAAUGGUAGACUUUUGCAUGUCUGUCUUUUAAAUCAAGUACUGAUUAGCUAUUAAAUGUAACUUUGAAAUGUUAAAUUUUAACUCUUCAGAAGCCAGUGUGAAAUAGAAUUGGUUAUUUUCAAAGACUCAGGAUAAACUAAAUAAGCUAUAUUAUAUGUAAUACAUUUGAAAUGUACUACACAAAUUGGAAGCAAAAUAAGUUCCAAGAUAAGUUUACAGAGAUAUAUUGCAGAUCAUUUUCAAAGGCAGUUUUUAUGUGAAUGUGCUUCUUAGUGAAAUGUUACAUUCCUUUGUUUUGGAAGAUUGGCAAUAUUUGAAGAGUUAAAAAUAAUUCAGAAAUGUGAAGUUUGGUAAUGCUAAAUGUCUUGUACUUGACUUCCUUUUUUAUUUUCUUUUUAUUUUUACUUUUUUGACUACUUAGGAUUUUCACAAUUCUAAUAAGAUUGUUUCCGAGUCUCGUGUGCAAGCUUUAAAGGACGCACUCUUGCCAUUUUAUAUACUGGAAGAUCAUUGGUCAGAUUAGCACUGUAUCUGACAGAGGUGUAAACUGUCUAAACUGAGGAACCUCAGCUAAUCAGUAUUACUGUGUAGAUCAACAUGCCCACCACAUUUCAAACUCAAACUGUCUCCAGAUGUCAAGAUCACUGUGUUUGAGUUUGUUUGCAGUUCCCUCAGCUUGCUGGUAAUUGUGGUAUUUUGUUUUCGAUGCAAAUGUGAUGUAAUAUUCUUAUUUUCUUUGGAUCAAAGCUGGACUGAAAAUUGUACUGUGUAAUUAUGUUUGUGUUUUUAAUGUUAUUUGGUACUCGAGUUGUAAAUAACGUCUACUGCUGUUUAUUCCGGUUUCUACUACCUCAGGUGUCCUGUAGAUUUAAAUUUCUUCUGCCAAAGUUCGCUUUCACAAUGACAUUCUAUGUGCUGUGUGACUAUGAUUCCUAAGACUUCCAGGGCUUAAGGGCUAACUUCUAUUAGCACCUUACUGUGUAAGCAAAUGCUACAGAAAACCUCUGGGUUAAGAAAAUUUGGCUUAAAUGUAUCCUUUGUUAUUUUAAAUAUAUCGAGAUAUUUUAAUUAAAAUUUUUACCCCUUUGAACCAAUUUUAUAGUAUUUGUACCUAUUUUGGUGUUUUGUCUUUAUAGUAAAUAAAAGUUU